AUUUGCUUGCUUGUGAGUGAUGGAGGAAAUUUAUGCCAGUGUUGAAUCUGCCAAACAAGACAACCCAAAACCAUCAACAAAUCACACAGGUUCAAAGACCUCUAAGAGGAAUGCGUCUUUAAGUAUUAUUGUGUUUUGGAGUCUGCUGGGUGUUUUACUUCUAACUAGACUUGUCACUCUUGGUGUCCACUAUUUCAUUGUGAUUAAGGACAGCGACAGCCUGAAGGCAAAUCUCUCCAAUGUGAGAAAAAAACUUGCCAUCAUGACUGAGGAAAGAGACCUGCUGCGUGCCAACCUCACUGAAAAUCUCAAAGAGCUUGAAAGGCUUCAGAGUUUGUGCAAACAGAAAAAAACAUGUCCUGAGGGAUGGAGUAAUUUCAACCAUAGCUGCUAUCUCCUCUCUGAAAGCUCUGGCUCCUGGGAUGCAGCCAGAAAGGAUUGCAGAGACAGACAAGCAGAUUUGGUGGUUAUUAACAGCCCUGAAGAACAGACUGCCAUCCUUAAAAUCGCCACAGAAGAAGCUUGGAUUGGUUUGAAUGACAAAGAACAGGAAGGAACAUGGAAAUGGGUAGAUGGAACUCCACUGACUCUGAUGUACUGGAAACAAAAUCAACCUGAUAAUGGUGGUGGAGUUCCAAAGUGGGGUGAAGAGGACUGUGUUCAUUUCAGUGGUAAUAAAAAACAGUCCUGGAAUGAUCGUUCAUGUUCAGACAAUUAUAAAUGGAUCUGCGAAAAACAAUUUUAGUUUGUUUGUUCAUUUCAGUCCAUUACUCUGUAGUGUGUUACUGAUGGUGUGCUUGCUGGCUGUGGUCCCAACUGCCUUCAGAUGAUUAACAUUGUCAUUUUGGGAAGAUCCAUCACCUUUCUUCCACAGAAAUUGUUUCUGUGUUGAGUUGAGAUCAUGAUUGUUUUUUUUUUUUCUUUUUUCUAUUGAUUGAUUGUAAUCUAUGAGUCACAAUACCCAGAAUUUUGGCUGGGUGGCAUGGGAUCAAAUACUGAUUUCAUUCAAUAACAUGCAAAUCAAUUUAUAACUUUUAUGUAAUGCUCUUUUUCUGGAAUUUUGGUUAAUAUUUUGUCUCUCUACAUUAAAGUGAAACAAAAAAUUGGAGACUGACUGUUGAUCCCUGUGAGCAAAUUUACACAUUCACAGAAGAUUAGAUAAGUGCUUAAUACAGGUACUGCCUUUUAGCACCUGUGGACAGUUAAACAUGCGUCCUGUAAAUAGGAAAGGAGUGAUUAAGCAGGGAGACAUGGCUUGUUGUUGCUAAAUGCUAGAAAUGGCAUGAUGCCACUUUUUUAUGUCCGAUACCGAUAUAGUAAAUUUGGA
Molecule: messenger RNA, 1327 nt
Organism: Oreochromis niloticus (Nile tilapia)
Lineage: Eukaryota; Metazoa; Chordata; Actinopteri; Cichliformes; Cichlidae
Product: CD209 antigen-like protein E
Exons: 6
Coding region: 20-745 (241 amino acids)
Source: RefSeq, a predicted model, not a curated record